AUGGAUUUUGCUGAUCCAAUCUCCAAGAUCCUAGGAGAGCUGGUUGGAUCAACCAAUAAUUGGUUUCAUAGAAUCGGAUCGAUCAGUGCCAAUUCUGAGCAAUAUUGAUUGAGAAACAAUUGGGUUCAUAGAACUGGAUUAAUUUGUGACAAUGCUGAACCAGAUUGAUUGGGCCAAUGUCUGAUGAAAGCCUAUCCAUAACUAGCUGAACAGGUUUAAUUGAUCUGGGCUGUGAUCCUCUAAAUUUUUUUUGCUUGAAUCUAACAUUUGUGACCACUCUCUUGUCUGGGUCCCACGAGAGGUGUCAUUUGGGCUGGCUUGGGGUGGGCCUGAAGGGAUAUUCGGACUAGUAGCUGUUCGAAGUGUGAGCUCAGUUCUGGAAAAGUCAGGAAAGGAAGAGCAUGGGUUUUUCCUUUCGAAUACAAUGAUGGACCAAUUUUUCAGGUCUUCUCAGUGGGUUGUGCACCAAGGGUGUAUUGAUCAUGUAAGCGAAUGAUGAUAAUGAUCUCGUUUCUGUGCAGAUACGCUAUUUUAUUUCUUUUUUUUGCUUUAAUCUGUCAGUGAAUAUCUCAUCUCAUCUCAAGUCAAGCAUUGAAUUAAUGAUAGACUUUUAAUAAUGUUUAUCAUAUUACAUCAAAUAUCAGUUAUAACUAGUUUUUGAUAUAUUGUUGAUGCUGCUAGUUUCCCCUUCCUUAAUGGAGUCCAUGAAAAAGUUAUAUUGAAUUGUAGGUUACUUUUUUAAGUUCUUAUUGCUGCUGUUUGUCCUUCAGAGGGGUAGUGAUGAUUUUGGGGGAGGAAGUGUGAAGAUAGCCCCAGAUGUUUAUCAUGCACUUUCGUGUGGGGAUCCUGUUGUUGCCCUGGAGUCCACAAUAAUUUCUCAUGGUAAAGUUUUUAAAUUAGUUGGUGAGAAGGUCACAUUUAAUACUUUAUGACUGAUAUCUUUUUUUUCCAUUCAGACCUUAUUUUGUAUGUUUGAUCACACUAUGAUAGAGAUUACCUUAUUUUGUAAAUAGCACAAGUAUAUGGUUAAAUACUUGCGGGUUAAUUUUCAUUUUCUUGCCACUAUAUUCAGGCAUGCCAUAUCCACAAAAUUUGCAGACCGCAAGAGAAGUUGAAGCAGUUAUUCGGGAAAAUGGUGCUAUUCCAGCAACAAUUGCUAUUCUUGAUGGUGUCCCGUGUAUUGGUAUAUCUUCUCGCAUUGUCAUGCGAUUAUUCAUGAUGUGGGAGCUAAAUGUUAUCUUUUAUUUCCAUGUGAAUGUUUAGUAGCAAAUUGUGCGUCUAUUCAUUUUUUUCUGUUGAAAUUGAUUGUUUUAUUAAAGAGAAGGCAUUUUUGGAAGAGAUGUUAAAAUCUUCAGUUAUUAACUCUAUGGGGUGAUCAUUGGGGAUUUCAUGGAGGAUCUAAUUUUCUGUUGUUUUUUUUAUAUGAAAUAUGAAACGGAGAAGGAUAGAUUACGGAUUCAUAUUUUCACUUAGUUUUCUAAUAAAUUAUUUAACUAAUAUUAUUUCUUCUAGAGUCUGGCGUGUGUUGAAGGAAAUAACAUGCAAUAAACUAGUCAUGUAUUGAUAGAAAUUCAGAACUCGAGAAGGUUUUUUUAAUGUAUUGUUACUUAAUGUUGAAAACUCCCUGACCAGGUUACUUAGUGUCCUUUAUGUGGAAUUUUAUUACAACACAAUGAUUGCUUUUCUCUGUUCAUUCAAUAACUACAAGGCUUAAGUACAAAAAAAUGUUCUGCUAGGGAUGGAGAAGACUUAAGGCUGGUGGAUAUACCACAAUAUCAAUAUUCACAAUUGUUGUCUGUGUGCCGCUUACUUCUUUUUCUUUUCCUGACAUCUUUAUUUCAAAUCCAAAUAUGAUUUUUAUAUACAUUACUGAGGCUCCUGGUAGGUCUGAGUGAGGAGGAACUAGAGAAGCUUGCAAGCCUUGGCAGAAAAGCUCAGAAGACAGGACGAAGAGAUAUAUCACAAGUAGUGAGUAGCAUGAUUUUCCUCAAUCUCUUUGUAGCUUGAAGCGUUUAAUAACUCAAUUUUUAUUACCAUAAAAUUAAAAAUAAUAUCGGGAUGGUUUGUGAUAUUUGACAUUCUUCAACUGAAAAAUAACGGUUUCCCUGUUCUUUUCACAAGAUUCUUGUCCACUUGUCUUGGUGUUGACUUUGAGUAACCCUAAAAAUCAAGUUGGCUCUAGCAGCACUUGCCCUCGGUGAUUUCAUCUGGUAAAGUUUUGGUACCCAUGUUUUUCACCGGUUUUAUCACGCAGGUCAGCCUGAUAUGGCUUCAAUACCCAUCUUUUUGUGGCUUUAGGUGUGGAUUUUUAGGCAAGAUCCUCCUCUUCAGUUCUAGUGUCUUCAUGGAUGUUAGUUACACUUAGAUACUUGUACUUCUAAAGCUAUCUAUAACUUAGCAUCUCUGUUUAAAAAUUACAAGUAAAAAUAGUAAAAUUGAAUAGGUUUUCCAUGGGAGUACAAACAAUUUGGGGCGAAUAUGUAUUAUCAUACAUUGAAAAAUACCAAUUUAGAAUGAUAUGCCUCAUCAAAUAGUUAAACUCUGAGUACAAUAUCAAAACGAAAAUGAUUGACAAAGUGGCUGGUUUACUUAUGUCUACUGCUGAAUUCAUUGCUCAUUUGACUGUUGGGUUUCAUGAUCUGUUUCAAAUGAUGGAUAGAUAUCUGUGUUUCCAAUAUAAAGCAUCACAAGAAGUAUCGCAGGGUCAGCUGAUCGCAUUUGUUCCUUCACUUAAAUCGUCUGGCUUUUUACCUUUUAUCACCCUUCCACCUUUUAUGAUCAGGUUUGAUUUGGAUGUGUUUAGCAUACAUUUAUCAAAAGAAUCAUCCAACAUUGUUCCGGCUGGGUCCAUCUUUGAAUGGAUCUUCAGAAACAUGAUUCUGCCUCACACAUCAUCAAGGCUUAUAAUCUAGUCUUAGUAUUUUUCCACCAUCAGUUGACAGUGAUCCUUUGGAUCGUUCGAUUGUAAUGAACAUCUUCUGUAUGCUCUCGGGAGCUGUUAUGCAACGACUGUGGGUUUUCUCCCAUAGAACAUUCAGGCUAUCGAGCAUCAGGUUCUUUCACCUAUUUGACUUCUGAGACGUGUUUCUACUUGCUUCUCCACUCCAGCUUCAAAUUAUUUCUGGGUGGAGUGUGUUUCUUGGACUCUAUCAUAUGGGAUGGACGCUCAGGAAUCUUUUAGACCAUUGGUAGCUUUAAUUGCUUAAUCCUUUCCUCAUCUCUUACCAUUUACGAACCUGGUUCCCAUGUCAUGCUGAAUAUGCGAUAAACAUAUUCAUGUUUAUUGCAUAUUUCAGCAUUACCUUUAAUUUCUGACCGACAAAAGUUAGCUAUCUACGCUACUUGACAGGUUGCAACUGGCAGAAAUGGUGCCACGACAGUUUCGGCGACCAUGUUUUUUGCCGCUAAGGUAAUUAACUUCCACCUUUGACGUAUACGACUUAACUUCUUUUCCUCAUAAGUUUAGGUUUACACACAUGCUGCAGGUCGGCAUACACAUAUUCGUCACGGGGGGCAUCGGAGGGGUACACCGACAUGGAGAACAAAGUACGACCAUUCAUUCUCAGGGCGUUCCUCAGACUCACACGUGCGAGAAGAUAAUAGAUGGAUCGAACUUGUUUUCGUCACCAUUAUGCUGUAGUCUAAAAUUUUGAUUAUAGACUGGACAUGCUCCUGAAUAUUUCCAUAGACCAUUGGAAAACGUGGGACCGUUGACCUGUUUCACAGAAGUGUGGGGUGUGUGGGAAUAAGUCAUAGCCUCUAGACUUCGUGUAGGGCCACCUUCAUGGGUUGGGGUCAGGUUAGGUAGCCAUUAUCAACUAAGAGCUAAUUUCAAAGUGAGUUCAACUUUUACUAAUACUUCUUUCGCUUAAUGGACUUUGCAGCAAUGGACAUAUCAUCAGAUCUGACCGAGCUUGGGCGCACUCCAGUGGCUGUUGUCUCAGCUGGUGUGAAAUCAAUAUUAGACAUUCCAAGAACUUUGGAAUUCCUGGUACGCACCACUUGCUACAUAAAGUUUGGUGACAAAAAUGGUUGCAUGGCUGGUAGUUAUUUGCAUGAAUUCCUUAAAUCAGAUAUCUUGGGGAUAUUAAAUCCAUUGGAACCCUGUAUGUACGGCCCGGUUGGACACAGAGGGCGUAGUUUUGGGAUCAUGUUGAGAAGCUUAGGAUACUCAGUCCUUUGAACAGCAUAAGCUACUCCAUGUGAGUGAUUAAAACAAUGACUGACCCUUAAUUUUACUCUCGCUGUUAGAUUAUGUAAUGCGCUAGGAACCUUUUUCUUAAGACACUGCUAUUUCUAAAUACAACAGGGGUUGACUUGAGAUGGGAGGGGGGGCCUUUCAGUAUCCAUUGCCAGGAACAGAUGCCCACUGGCGACUUCAACUUCCAAAUGGGGUCUAAACGACUCAGGAGAUCUGAAAGACCCAACAAUGGGUCGACAUUUUUACGUCUUCUCUCUGUGGGUUCAUGAUAAAAACGAUUCAGGGAUCAAAAAAUAUGAGAGAAACGCUGUAUAGUUUUCAUUGAAUUUUCUUUUCCUGAAAAUUAGUGGUGAAAAUAGGUUAAAGGGGAUCUGUUCCCCCUAAUGGAUCUUACAAUUCCCAUCAAAUUUAUGUGUUAUUCUCUUGUCUUCUGAUCCACAGGAAACUCAAGGAGUAACUGUGGCGGCAUACAAGACCCACGAGUUUCCUGCAUUUUUUACUGAAACGAGUGGAUGUCAGGUACGGAUUUAUUUUCACCUAUGAAAAUACUUUGAAAUUUUUUAAAUGAAACGUGAAAUGCUUCAUUCGAAGUGUCUAUGCAUAUACUUAGUCUAAAAGUUCCCUGAUUGUAUGAGCAUUGCGAGAAGGAUAAUGAAAAAAAUGUACCAUAUGAUCUUUAUAAAAUUAUUGUCUCUGGAUGGUUAGAGUUAUUCAUUGCUUGCAUCCUCCGAUUCAGUGGGUUUAAGCUGUGUAAUAUCUGAAUAAUCCUUUUGAGAUCCUCUGACAUCAUCUGCUAUUAGAUUUUGAACCCUGCGGAUUCUUUUUAAGCCGGUAUAUUACUCCGACACUACUCAUCCAUUUCCUGAGACCAGACUCUUUUCGCCGGACGGUCCCGUUUCCAUUUAUAGCAAAAACCUUUAGUCUGUGAUGUAAUAAUCUCUUCAUAGUUUCUAAUUUAUAUCAGAGAGUGUCCAAUGCACCACAUGUUUGGAGUUCUAUGAAAUGGGUCUGUUCUUACAAAAGGCCUUUGCCUGUAGAUUCGCAUAGUCAGUCAUCGCUGAGGUAGCCAAAUAUGAUUUGACUUCAUUUGUUUAUUUUCACUCCAAGUUCUCCAAGGGCACUUAAUUUUUUAGAAAUAGAAGGGUUGCAAACCAGCGAGAGAGAGAGAGAGAGAGAGAGAGAGAGAGUUAACAGGAUAGUGGACCUGGUCUAUUCCAUUACUCCACCAUUUUUCAAAGUGUCAGUCUUUGAUGCUUAACUAUUUCAGGUUUCUUGUCGCAUGGACUCCCCUGAAGAAUGCGCCAAGCUCAUAGGUAACAUCAAUCCCUCUAACAUGGAAAAAUUAUGUCGAACGCUUUCUGAUAAUUCGAGGCAUCUCGAGGGACACUUUUUAUGGAUUUUUUUUUGCAGAUGCAAGCCUCACGCUUGGGCUUGGGAAUGGAACUCUAAUCGCCGUCCCAAUUCCAAGGGAGCACGCAGCUUCGGGGAAGUUGAUGGAGUCUGCUAUAUUGAAAGCCCUCGAAGAAGCAGAGUAUGGAACCUGUUUCUCUCUCUAUUUGGACUCUGUCUGGUGUGCCAGCAGGACUGGGAUGUCAACGGGCUGGGUCAGGCCGUUUGAGAGAGAGAGAGAGGGAGAGAGAGAAGUCGGGUCUAUUUUUCUCUCUAGGCGUGUUUUUGAGGCGGAGGUUCAAAAUAAUCUGAGCUAAUAUUUGGGCCGAGCCCAUUAACUUCCCUAAGAUUCGAGUUCAUUAACUGACGAUGUCCUGUUCUUUUGGUUCCAGAGCGGAGAAUAUCACCGGCAGUGCGGUAACUCCUUUCUUGCUAGCACGAGUGAAUGAACUGACAGGUGGAGAAUCAUUGGUAGCAAGUAUCCUACAUACCAGGAUCUUUAUUUGUGAUUAAUUUUAAUGCAUUUUAUUUAAUUUUAUCCCUUCAUGGUCAAUAUUAACCGGGUAUCAUCAGAUGCUACUCCAUCUUCUUCAUUCUCGUCUGCUUCCUUGACCUAGAUACAGACAUUGCCCUCGUCAAGAAUAAUGCCCUCGUUGGAGCCAAGAUUGCGGUGGCUCUGGCUGGGUUGAGGGGCGGGAGGAUUUCAACGGUGGGUCCCACCUAUUUCCUACAUCGCCUUAAUUUUUUCUCAGAUAUCUUAAGUAAAUAAUAAUUCGGAUUAUUUUUCUAAUAAAGUCAAUUUCCCAUCUUAUCAAAGAAUUCCCUUAGAAACGAUGGGCUAGGGGCCCCUUCAUCUCUCUCCGCUAAUGAGAAGAAUCUUAUCUUUGGCAGGUGAUCUGAAGCCAGGAUUAUCGAUCUGCCCUUAAAUAAGUACUUAUCUUGGUGGGUUUUAUUUUUCUGUUUUAUUACCCUUGUUUAAGGGAUAGAAAGAGAAGAGAUGGUCCAAGGCUGCCGUAAUUUCUUUGGACAUUGGCCAUUUUUUACCAUUUUUUACCAUUUUUUCCCUAAGCAGAGGUCAACGUUGACGAUUUACUUUGGCUCAACUUGGUCGAACCCUCUAUGAACUUGCCAUAUUUGUUUGUUUGUUUGUCUAGCUAGAGCUAGCGAGAGAGAGAGAGAGAGAGAGAGGUGUCGAUGUAAACGAUCUUGGGAUAAUUUAUCUGCUAGACUUAGGUGCUAGACUGUACAUGAGGUCUAGUUAGGCCCAGCUCAAAUUAAAGUGGCCCUUUGUUGUGGUUGGACCAGGAGCCUCGAGGAAUCCUCUAGGUUCGAGCGGGCCUGAGCCAUACACUCAAAUGUCCUUUUGGGCCCGGAAUUUACCCGGGUUCUCUAUUUUACGUGGAAAGGUUGAGUUUUUUUUAGCACAAAUUACCCAUCUUUAUUAUUCUUUUUGUUUUCUUUUCUAGAUGAGCGUACUGAUUGAUGACGAGAACUUUGAGCUGA
Spirodela intermedia is the source of this 7093-nucleotide messenger RNA. The record is from the annotation of a GenBank genome assembly. NCBI's taxonomy places the organism in Eukaryota, Viridiplantae, Streptophyta, Magnoliopsida, Alismatales, Araceae.